Messenger RNA from Sebastes umbrosus (honeycomb rockfish), 1882 nucleotides. It is a transcript of the gene cacybp, whose product is annotated as calcyclin binding protein. Gene Ontology annotation, cellular component: nucleus. Gene Ontology annotation, molecular function: ubiquitin protein ligase binding; tubulin binding; S100 protein binding. The transcript is spliced from 6 exons. The record is from RefSeq and is a predicted model, not a curated record. Gene Ontology annotation, biological process: heart development. Lineage: Eukaryota; Metazoa; Chordata; Actinopteri; Perciformes; Sebastidae. The coding region runs from base 160 to 864 and encodes 234 amino acids.
CCAGAAACUGAGAGAAGAAGAAGGAGGAAGAGGAGGAGGAGGAAGUUGGAACAACGUCAUUCUGGGUGAAAGGAAAGUAACGUUACUGCAGACUGAACUGGACCUGAAGAGCUCACAAGCACACUUCUGAACCUAGCUAACAUAACUGAUAACGCCUAAAUGGAUCUAACCGAGCAGAUCAACCAGUUGGAGGCAGAUUUGCUGGAGCUGGGGUCGCUCCUGGAGAAGGCAGAGAGGAAAAGAGUGCAGGAGCUGCUGAGGCAGGAGCAGAAGAAGGUGGAGAAGGAGCUUGCAGCCAAACGACAACAGAAGGAGAAACAAGCCAGGAGAGAGGCAGACCCAUCUGCUGCCUCCAAAGCAGCGUACACAGUCAAGAUCAACAAUUAUGCAUGGGACCAGUCAGAGAAAUUUGUCAAAAUCUACCUUACAUUGAAGGAUGUGCACAAAAUUCCAUCAGAAAAUGUGGAGGUCAACUUUACAGAAAGGUCAUUUUCUGUGUUAGUAAAGGAUCUUGAUGGGAAAAACCAUCAGAUGACGAUUCUCAACCUGUUGUGUCCAGUCGAUGAAAAGGACAGCUAUAAAAAGAUAAAAACAGACAUGAUCCUGGUCAUGUGCAAGAAGCAGACUGCAAAGAAGUGGGAAUGCCUAACAUCGGUGGAAAAGCAGUCUAAGGAUAAAGAUAAACCUGCUGUCGAAGAGAAUGCAGACCCCAGCGAUGGCCUGAUGACCAUGCUGAAGAAGAUUUACUCCGAGGGAGACGACGAGAUGAAAAGAACCAUCAACAAAGCCUGGUCAGAGUCCCAAGAGAAGAAAGUUCUGGGAGGAGGAGGAGGAGGAGGAGGAGAAGACAUGAUGGACCUCUGAACUCGCUGCAUGUCCACAGCAGGACCAAGUGAGAGCUGCCAGGGAUGCACCUGACAUGACUUGAAUUUUAAAUGUUUCGGGGGUGAAGACCAAUAUAUAAAUCAUAUUUCCACAAAAUCUAUAAAUUCGGUGUACAGCUCAAAAUAAAGUUUUGAGAUUAACAUCUAAACCCUGGAUGGCCUCAUUUUGGCCCUGCUUUGAAAUGCAGGCUACCGAUGUCCUGAUAGUCAUGAGACAUAACGCAGAUACCUUUUCAAUAAAUUGCACGGAAAAUGCCUGUACAAACAUAAGGGUGGUGUCCAACAGGUGGCGACCUUAACACAGCUAGAAACCACAGCGUUUCAUCCAUAUUUUUUUUUGUAAUGUCAGAUUUAAUGGGUUAAAGGACCACAAUGCGGUUGUUUUUCUUGAGAUUAAUGUCUGUUAGUAAUUCAUAGUUUAAAUUGGACCAGGUUAAAUUAAGUAUGUGAGACAUAUUCUGUAAAGUCACAUCUUAAUGUUGUUCCUGUGCAGCUAAAAUGAGCUGAAGAUGUUUCCAAGUGUACAUUUGCCAAAGUCAUGCUCCUAUUCCUUUUAAUGAAGACGACCAGAGCGCUCUUCUGACUACUUUUAACGUCUUCAUAUCAGCCUUUUAUAUGUCAUUCCACAAAUAGCUCAAAUGAUAGCUGCAAAGACGCCACUGCUCAUGCAUCAUUCCAGGGUAAUAACUAACAUUACUGCAUAGGUCUGUGUUUGACAUUUAAUGUAUUUUAUCCAUUCCUGUUGCAUAGUGUAAUGCUCUGAAACACAUUCUUUGUAAUUCCAUAAUGUGACUGUUGCAUUUUCAUAGCAGUUUCCCACUAUAAUGUCUAUUUACAGUAGCACUGUUGGAAGUUGCUUAUUUCCCUCCAACAUUUGUGAAUAUCUAAAAAUGUAUGUUGAUUAUUUUUUACUUUGGCUUCUGUUCUAGUCUCACAUGUGUUGUUGCUCGCCCUCAGGUUGUUCGUCAAGUUCUCAUAAAUAUAGAUCUUGAACUGAG